Octopus sinensis (East Asian common octopus) is the source of this 1100-nucleotide messenger RNA. RefSeq names its product leucine-rich repeat-containing protein 74B-like. Lineage: Eukaryota; Metazoa; Mollusca; Cephalopoda; Octopoda; Octopodidae. The record is from RefSeq and is a predicted model, not a curated record. Bases 219 to 1100 code for a protein of 293 amino acids. The transcript has 9 exons. Gene Ontology annotation, molecular function: protein binding.
ACGUAACAAGUCUGAUCCUAUUUUAUUUAUCUGGAAUGAGGCAUGAAAUCAACUUAAUAUUUAUCAAUAGGAGUGUUUGAUAGCAGAGGAGGUAGUUGGAUUAGUUUAGCUGAUGAAAGGAGUGUACAAGCUAACGUUUCCAGUCACUUGUCCUUCGCUAGUAAGUCAGUCAAAAGCAGCAAAAUAAAGAGAUUAUACCACUGAUAAUCCACAGAUAAAUGGAAGAUAGUAACACUCUUAACCAUAAGGUCGAUGGGCAGUUGCGGAAAUCCAUUGAUUUUGAUUAUAUACAGCUUGCAAAAAACUGUAAAGGAUAUUUGGACCUUAGAAGCAGUAAAAUAACAUUGGAAGAACUCACUAUUUUGAUACCUCACAUUGUUGGAAAUAUUCGCAUUAAUACCUUUGACCUCUCACAAAAUCACUUCAGUGAUGAAUACGGCAGAAUUAUCGCCAGAAUCAUAAAGAAUUCUGAUUCAAUUGUGGAAUUCUGUCUGAAACUGAACAAUCUAGAAGGCAGAGGAGUCCAGUAUAUCGGUCAAGCCAUUGGAUAUAACAACAGUAUCGAGAUAUUAGAUAUGAGUUGGAAUCACAUCCGCUGGCCAGGAGCUGUGUCUAUUUGCAAUGGUAUCAAGAUUAACAAUUGCCUAAACACUCUCAAUGUUGCCUACAACGGGUUUGGUUAUGAAGGAGCUGUUGCCUUAGGAGAGAUGCUUAAACAUAAUAAAACUCUGCAGACUCUUGAUGUUUCCAGCAACAGGAUAUGUUGGAAAGGGUCAUUGAUAAUAAGCAAGGGUCUCUCCAAGAAUCGGUCGUUGAUCAACCUUAAGGUUAUUUUUACAUCGAGAUAUGCAAUAUGUGGAAGGCACUAUAUCUUUAUAUAUAAAAGGAAGAAAAUUGUGUUUCAAUUCAUUCUGGUAUCAGAUCAUAUGGUGUCUUUAUCUUCGUGUGGCAAAACCCCCUCCAAUAAAUUAUCUAAUCCCGCCCUGCAAAACUUUUUGGAUAACCUUGCAUUUAGUAUGAGUCUGUUUGUUACUCCAGCAGAAAUGGAGGGAAAAUUUCGAAUAUCUCCUGCUCGUGGACACGCAAUCAUACAAGACUGA